Molecule: messenger RNA, 1399 nt
Organism: Exophiala viscosa
Lineage: Eukaryota; Fungi; Ascomycota; Eurotiomycetes; Chaetothyriales; Herpotrichiellaceae
Exons: 2
Coding region: 119-1309 (396 amino acids)
Source: RefSeq, a predicted model, not a curated record
CGAAGAAAGUGUAACCCAAAGCCCUUUUUCGCUCUUCGCCAUCUGGUCGGUCUCCCUGUAACAACGUAGAGGGUUCGCUAUUGAGCUCCUCGUCUACCGCAACACCCUUUGAUCAGCCAUGGGAUCUCUCGGCGCUGGACAAAACCAUGCCUUGGUUUAUGGAGCAUCCGGAAUUACUGGAUGGGCGAUUGUCAACGCCAUCCUCAAUGCAUACCCCAACGACACAACUUUCUCCAAGGUGACAGCAUUGACGAACCGUCCAUUGUCCCCCGAGGUGGCACAAUGGCCGCAAUCUGAUAAGCUUCAAGUUGUUUCGGGUCUCGACCUACUGGCAGGCGAUCAAGGUGCGUUGGAAUCAACGAUGAAAGAAAGGAUUCCGGAUAUCGACAAAAUUACCCAUGUCUACUUCUUCGCCUAUGUUAUGGACGCGGACCCUGAGAAGGAAAUCUCGAUCAAUGUAGCCUUGUUGGAGCGAGCUGUGAGUGCCGUCGAGAACUUGUCGGACUCACUGAAGUUCGUGGUCUUACCCACGGGGACAAAGGCCUAUGGUGUCCAUCUUAUCGACAACUUCCCCUGGAAAGACAAGGUUCCGCUAUCAGAGUCACUUCCAAGGAUUCCAGAGCCCUACGCCUCGCAGAUGUUCUACUACAAUCAACUAGACAUAUUGAACAGCAUGUCGAAGGGAAAGUCCUGGACGUUCUGUGACAUUAUCCCUGACGUUGUGGUCGGAUUCGUACCAAACAACAACAUCUACUGCUUGGCUCAAGCCCUGAGCCUGUAUCUCAGCCUGGUGCGGGACAUCGAAGGCGAAGGUACAGAGGUCGUGUUCCCGGGCACGAUGGAGAGCUGGAAAAUCCAGUCAAACGACAGCAGUCAAGACAUCAUCGCCAGGUUUGCCAUCUAUGCCAGUCUACAUCCCGACGUAUCCGCUGGCCAGAGCUUCAACGCAACAGACAAUGCACGAAGUUCUUCCUGGUCGGUCAAAUGGCCAGUCAUUUGCGAGUACUUUGGUUUGAAAGGUGUGGCACCGACGAAUGAAUCGGGGCCGGACCCCGUGAAAUACACUGUGGACAACAGAGACAGAUGGUUGGCUCUGGAGAAAAAACAUGGACUUCAGACGGGUCGCGUAGGCAAUGAGCGAAGUUUUGGAGGGUUUCCUUACUUCAUUAUGACCAUGUUCAACUUCGAGCGGCCUCUUGAUAUGACGAAAAUGCAUAAAGCGUGGGGAGGCGGGAUAGAAGAAACAGACACAAAGGGGGCUUGGUGGACUGCGUUUGAUCGAUUUCGCAAAGCAAAGAUUAUUCCAUAGAGUUUUGCUUUGCUAUGAGGCCUAGUGCUUGAGAACGAUUUCCAAAUAGCAGCCAUAGCACGCCGCGAUGAAGAUUCUCGGAGCCACAAG